AAAGUUCGCUUCAUCGUUGUAGAAUUUUACCAUUUUAAGCCGCUCUACUAGCGUAGAGCACGCACGGGUUGAAAGGGUUACUUCAUUCGCAGUUUGUGCUGAUACUCAGAAAAUAUGUCGAGUUGGCUCUUAUUAGCUGGUUUCGCAAUAGGAUACGUUAUGUAUUAUUUAACUGAAAUUGUGAAGCGUCCAAAACUAGCUGUAGCAGAAGGAGCCUUUAAAGACUUUUUGUUGAAACAUGUCCCCUCUAUGCAAUCGAAAUUUUGGCCGACCAUAUGGUGUGUUGAAAGUCGAGCCCAGACAGUAUUUGCUAGCAUUUUGAGGUCAACAGUUUUCCCGACCAUCCACUACAGACGAGAAAUUUUAACGUUAAAUGAUGGUGGAGAAGUUGCACUGGAUUGGAUGGAAGAAGGUUGUAAGAAAUUAUCUCCACUUAUCCUUAUUUUGCCAGGACUUUCAGGAGAUUCUCAUAGCGAUUAUGUUAGGUGUUUAGUGGUAGCGGCACAAGGAAUUGGCGUUCGUACAGUAAUUUUCAACAAUCGUGGUUUAGGUGGUGUAAAACUAAAAACUCCUCGUUUAUAUUGUGCUUCAAAUAUCGACGAUCUAUCAGAGGUUGUAAAUCAUAUAAAGCAACUCAAUCCUGGUGUACGGUUGGGUGCGACUGGAAUAUCGAUGGGGGGAUUGGUUUUAGGCAAUUAUAUAGCUGAGAAAAGCGAAGAAUCAAGUAAGACAUUCACAGCAUGUCAAGUAAUUUCUGUUCCAUGGAAUGUUCAAAAAGGAUCCGAUAGCAUUGAGACACCUUAUUUGAAUAGUCUGCUUAGUCAACACUCAGCGAGAAACUUAUGUAAAACACUGAGCAAGGGUGAUGUAUUAAGAAAUGGGGAAUUCGAUAUAGAUGCAAUUCUACAGAGUAAAUCUAUAAAGGAAUUCGACUCAAGUUUUACUUCAAAACACUUUGGUUUCAAAGACGUUGAACAUUAUUAUGGAACAGCGACAUUACACGACAAACUGCAUAUGAUGUCCACUCCACUUCUUGGCCUUAGUGCCGCUGACGAUCCUUUUCAACCAUUAAAUGAUAUUCCAGUAAAUGCAGCGCAGAAUUCUUCUCACGUAGCUAUAUUAGUAACAACCAGAGGAGGACACAUUGGGUUCUUGAACGGAAUUUGGCCCAUUGGGAAAGAUCAAUAUAUUGCCCGAGUUUUCAGUCAAUACUUUGCUGCUACAUUAUUUGAUGAUAUAAAUUUCAGUUCAACGGCUCAACAAAUGCAACAAGAAUAUUUAAAUGCUAGCAAAAAAUCUGAAGCUACUGUGUAACAUUUGUCUCUAGAAACAAGCAAGU
Bradysia coprophila is the source of this 1339-nucleotide messenger RNA. Its product is annotated as phospholipase ABHD3-like. The record is from RefSeq and is a predicted model, not a curated record. Gene Ontology annotation, molecular function: acetylesterase activity; monoacylglycerol lipase activity. Gene Ontology annotation, biological process: medium-chain fatty acid biosynthetic process; medium-chain fatty acid catabolic process. Lineage: Eukaryota; Metazoa; Arthropoda; Insecta; Diptera; Sciaridae.